Oppia nitens is the source of this 600-nucleotide messenger RNA. RefSeq lists its product as uncharacterized. Bases 1 to 600 code for a protein of 199 amino acids. The transcript has a single exon. Lineage: Eukaryota; Metazoa; Arthropoda; Arachnida; Sarcoptiformes; Oppiidae. The record is from RefSeq and is a predicted model, not a curated record.
AUGCAUACGAAAAUAUUUGGACAACCGUUUAGCGAAUCGAAGCUACGUUGGCACGCAUCGGAUGUCACCAGAAUACAGGUGCUCAUCGAAUGGGGCGGUAUAUACCUGGACAAGGAUGUAGUGGUUGUCCAAAAAUUAGACCGAUUUCGUAACUAUGAGAUGACUGUGGACUACGAAGUGUACGACCUGUUUCUCGGUACGCAAACAUUGAUUGCCGGCCGUGAGGCCCUGUUUUUGAGACUAUGGCUUCAACAGUAUCGCCGCUAUGAGGCCGACUGUUGGAUGUGUAACGCAGCUGUCCGGCCGACCAAAGAGAUUAUUAAUCGAUGGCCCGAAUUGGUUCAUCGGACAACUCCCGGUGCGUUUGGCGCUUCUAUAGAGGAAUUGUGUCCGAUGCUGUACUUGAGGUAUGAGCCCGAUUGGAGGCACAAGUACUAUGCAAUACAUCUAUUAAUGAGAGCCAACUCGUUGACUGAUAUUAAUUACUGUCUCGACCGGAGACCCGAUAUGAUGACUGCUGUUAUCGAUGAACACUAUGUACGCCAAUUGAAUACAACUUUCGGUGAAAUAGCUAGAGAUUUGUUAGAUUUUGAUGUUUGA